Molecule: messenger RNA, 366 nt
Organism: Fusarium sp. VM40
Lineage: Eukaryota; Fungi; Ascomycota; Sordariomycetes; Hypocreales; Nectriaceae
Source: the annotation of a GenBank genome assembly
AUGACCGACACUACUGAGCAGCAGCAGACCAAGCUCGUCGAUGAUUCUUCCAUCUCUCCUGUUGAACGAAGAAACUCACUGGAAGCCCACCUCAAGCACCGCCCCGAGCGCGCCGAGCUCGUCGAGAAAAACAUCCUACCAGCUUCUACCGCAGCGCCAGGCCUCCUAGCGCACCAGAAGGAGCUCGAGAAGCACAUGCUCGAGGACAAGCUCAACGACAAGAUCUCGCACCGCCCAGACCCUGAAGCUCUCAUCAAGGAGGGUGUUCUUCGCGACGACCCGCGCAGCGUGGCUCAGGACGAAGCUGCCAAGAAAUACGACGAGGCUAUCGAGGACGAGUAUGCCAAGCGUGAGGGUGGCGCCUGA